Messenger RNA from Caretta caretta (loggerhead turtle), 7277 nucleotides. It is a transcript of the gene CNTN5, whose product is annotated as contactin 5. Gene Ontology annotation, biological process: axon guidance; cell-cell adhesion; brain development. Gene Ontology annotation, cellular component: plasma membrane; axon. Gene Ontology annotation, molecular function: cell-cell adhesion mediator activity. The record is from RefSeq and is a predicted model, not a curated record. Lineage: Eukaryota; Metazoa; Chordata; Testudines; Cheloniidae.
AGCCAGCCGCCCGCAAAAUAAACCUAUUACAUGACAAUUCAAAUUCAGAGGCAAAGAAGAGGAGGAGGAGGAAGCCCUGCGCGCUCAGGAGAGGGGAAGCCAAGCCCAUCCCUGCAGAGUGCAAUAUAUAUUUUUAAAACCCCUUCCCCGGGCAAAGGGUACCUUACGCCCAGGGACAUGCUAAAUGACCCUCUUCAGCAAGAGGCAGUGAGGAGGCGCGGGGGGGGUGAGAGAGAGACAGACACACGCUCUCCUACACUCAGCUCGCCGGGAGGACCCAGCCAGUCAGAGGCGGAGAGCGAGGGGGAAGAGCGAACACAUUGGAGGAGAAAUUGCUGCACAGCAAAACACCAGCCAGAGGAGGUGCUUCCCCGCUCUCCCAAUAUAACCACCCCGAGAGCAGGGGCGAGCAGAGCCGGCCGGAGCCCCAGCAGCAAAGUGCUGGGCUGGGGAGGGAGGGAGGCAAAAGGCUUGCCCAGGAUGCCCGUAGCUGUAUCGCGUCCCCAGCCCUGAGCGCCGAGGAGGCAGGGCGAUCCGGAGGGCUCCCUCCGGACUGCUGGACGAGAACUCCGCGGUUGGCUUGCGCCCCGCGGGCUGAGCACCGGGAGGGGCGGCUGCUACCGGGCUGCCUGGAGGAUGGGAGACUGAGAGCCGGGGGCAGAGAGAGGUUCUCCCCCCACCCCACCCCCCCGCAGCGAUUACCUGAAAGGACUAAUUUUUGACUCAGCUCAACACCUUGUCUUCAUCAAUUUUCACUCAUACAAGGACUAUCUGCUGAGACUAUUUCCCCUUGAGGGCUCUGUCCAUACAGCUGAUAGCUGAAUUCAGGAACCUCACCUCACUGGGGACUUGUCUACUUUACCGGCUGGAUCGACGGGCAGUGAUCAAUCCAGCGGGGUCGAUUUAUCGCGUCUAGUCUAGAUGCAAUAAAUUGACUGCCAAGCACUCUCUCAUCGACACCGGUACUCCACCAGGGUGAGAGGCACAGGCGGAGUUGACGGGGGAGUAUCAGCCAUCGACUUACCGCAGAGAAGACGCCACAGUAAAUGGAUACGGAGCUUUAAUGAAGAAACGUCAAAGCUGCUAACAAUCACACAAACGGGGACUCAAGACCUUUGUGACCAAUGAUGUGGUCAUCAUGGAGACUGAUUCUGUUUCUGUCACUCACUGGAUGUCUUUCAGAAUAUUCAGCAGCUGUUCCAGGCCUCCCAACUUCAUAUGCUGCUAUCCUAAGAAUUAAAUCUGCCAGUUCAUCUUCAGCACUCUUUAAUUCAAAGAACAGGCCACGAUUAAGCAGCCCUUCAUUAGGAAGCAUAUCUUCACCAGGCUGGAGAGGAACAGCACAACACUAUCACUCACCAACAAACCUCAAUCACUUCUCAGAGGCCUUCAAACAUGAUGAAAGUGUGGAUUACGGGCCGGUGUUUAUACAAGAGCCGGAUGAUGUGAUUUUUCCUACUGAUUCUGAAGAGAAGAAAGUGUCUCUGAAUUGCCAAGCACGAGGAAACCCUGCUCCUAUUUACAGAUGGCUACGAAAUGGAACUGAAAUUGAUAUUGAAAGUGAUUACCGCUACAGUUUGAUAGAAGGAAGUUUUAUCAUCAACAAUCCCAAUGAAGCAAAGGAUUCUGGGCAAUAUCAAUGUUUAACCACCAAUGUGUUUGGAAGUAUUUUGAGCAGAGAGGCCACCCUUCAGUUUGCAUAUCUGGGAAAUUUUAGUGGCCGGACAAGAAGCGCAGUCUCAGUACGUGAAGGUCAAGGGGUUGUUCUGAUGUGCUCUCCUCCACUUCAUUCACCAGAGAUAAUCUACAGUUGGGUAUUUAACGAAUUCCCAUCUUUCGUGGCAGAAGAUAGCAGACGCUUCAUCUCCCAGGAGACCGGAAAUCUCUACAUCUCCAAGGUGCAAACAUCUGAUGUUGGCAGCUAUAUCUGCCUAGUAAAAAACACAGUGACAAAUGCCAGAGUUCUGAGUCCUCCAACACCACUUACCCUGCGGAAUGAUGGUGUGAUGGGGGAAUAUGAGCCGAAAAUUGAGGUCCAUUUUCCUUACACAGUUACAGCUGCUAAGGGAACUACCGUUAAGAUGGAGUGCUUUGCGCUGGGCAACCCUGUUCCAACAAUCUCGUGGAGGAAAGUUAAUGAUCAUAAUCCAAGUAAAGCCCGUCUGAGAAAGUCCCAAGCUGUUCUUGAAAUACCUAAUGUGCAGCUAGAGGAUGCAGGGAUGUACGAAUGUAAAGCUGAAAACUCGCGUGGAAGGAAUGUCUUCAGAGGACAGCUACAAGUAUACACCUACCCACAUUGGGUGGAGAAGCUUAACAAUACUCAAUUAGACAGUGGAGAGCAGCUCCGAUGGGAAUGCAAAGCCUCUGGAAAGCCACGACCCACCUAUCAUUGGCUGAAGAAUGGAGUCCCUCUUUGGGUACAGAGCAGGGUUGAGAUGGUUAAUGGUGUACUGAUGAUCCACAGUGUGAAUCUCUCAGAUGCUGGAAUGUACCAAUGCUUAGCAGAAAAUAAAUAUGGAACCAUUUAUGCCAGUGCUGAGCUGAAGAUUUUAGCCUCAGCUCCCACUUUUGCACUAAAUCAGAUGAAGAAAACUUUAAUUAUUACCAGGGGCCAAGAAGUUGUCAUUGAGUGCAAACCACAAGCCUCUCCAAAACCAACCAUCACUUGGAAGAAAGGAGACAAAGCAGUAAGAGGGAAUAAGAGGAUAACUGUUCUUCCAGAUGGGAGCCUACAAAUCCUGAAUGCUUCCAAAUCUGACGAAGGAAGGUAUUUAUGCCAAGGAGAAAAUGUGUUUGGUUCAGCAGAAACUGUAGCCUCAGUAUUUGUUAAAGAACCAACAAAGAUAGACCUGACUCCCAAGAGGACUGAGUUAACCGUUGGAGAAAGCAUUGUCCUCAGUUGCAAAGCGAUUCAUGACAACACACUAGAUGUGACUUUCUACUGGACUUUGAAUGGGCAGCCAAUUGAUUUUGAGAAGGAAGGCGGACAUUUUGAAAGCAUCAGGGCACAAGCAUCCUCUGCAGAUUUAAUGAUCAGGAACAUCCUUCUGAUGCAUGCUGGGAGAUAUGGCUGCAGGAUACAGACCACAGCAGACAGUGUGUCAGAUGAGGCAGAACUUCUUGUUAGGGGUCCUCCUGGUCCCCCAGGAAUAGUGAUAGUUGAGGAAAUUACAGAAACCACGGCGACGCUUUCCUGGAGUCCUGGGGCAGACAACCACAGCCCUAUCUCCACAUACAACUUACAAGCACGUAGCCCAUUUUCACUUGGCUGGCAGACUGUAAAAACAGUUCCAGAGAACAUAAGUGGUGACAUGGAAUCUGCUGUGGCAGUAGAACUGAACCCAUGGGUGGAAUAUGAAUUCAGAGUUGUAGCAACCAACAAAAUCGGGACUGGGGAUCCAAGUGCACCAUCUCGAGUGAUCAGAACCAGUGAAGCAGUUCCAAAGACAGCACCAGCUAAUGUAAGUGGCAGAAGUGGAAGACGGCAUGAAUUAGUAAUAGCAUGGGAGCCAGUAUCAGAAGAGUUUCAGAAUGGGGAAGGAUUUGGAUACAUUGUGGCUUUCAGACCGAAUGGAACACGAGGGUGGAAAGAAAAAAUGGUGACAUCCUCAGAUGCUUCAAAGUUCAUCUAUAGGGAUGAAAGUGUGCCUCCUCUGACUCCCUUUGAGGUGAAAGUUGGUGUAUAUAAUAACAAAGGAGAUGGACCCUUCAGCCCCAUUGCGGUCAUCUGUUCAGCUGAGGGAGAACCCAGUGCAGCUCCUACUGAUGUCAAGGCUACAGGUUUGUCUGUAUCAGAGAUUCUGGUUGCGUGGAAACAUAUUAAAGAAAAUCUAGGAAGACCACAGGGAUUUGAGGUUGGUUACUGGAAAGAUAUGGAGCAGGAAGAAGCGGCAGAAAAAGUCAAAACUGAAGGAAAUGAGUCAUCCAUCAUUUUGACAGGAUUAGAAGGAAACACAUUAUAUCACCUAACAGUGAGGGCGUACAAUGCUGCGGGAUAUGGACCACCGAGUAGCACAGUCCGUGCAGCCACUAAGAAAUCCCCUCCCAGCCAGGCACCAACCAAUAUUAUGUGGAUGCAAGAUGGCUCUCAUGUGUCUCUGGGAUGGGAGCCAGUUAGACCUCUAGCAAAUGAAUCUGAUGUAAUGGGAUACAAGGUCUUGUUUAGGCAAGAAGGCCACAGCAAUAGUCAAGUAAUUGAAACACAGAAAACCUCUGCAGUGGUACUUCUUCCUGAUGUUGGUGUCUAUAUCAUAGAGGUUUGUGCAGUCAGUGAAGGAGGGGAUGGGACAGCCAGCUCCCAAAUCAGGGUACCGUCUUUUUCAGGUGGAAAAGUUACAAGCUCUCAAUCCACUUUACAUGCUCUCUCUACGUCCUCGUCAUCUGUAACAUUGCUCUUGGCACUGAUGGUCCCUUCCACCUCAUGGUGAAGACUGCAGACCUUUUUUUUUUUUCAUUGUUUGUUUGCUUUAGCUUGAUAACACCAAUGGAUGGAGCUUUAUGUUCGUGAAGAAGCUGGAACCCUAAGCAAAUGCCUAAAGACCCAUAGAAAUACACAUGGUGCACUUAGAGGAGUGUUGAAAAAAUGAUAAAUGAUUCAUCAGGUUUUUCUCUUCAGUUUUUGUAGAUGUCCUCUCUUUGGGGAGGGGACACUUACUGGCCCAACAAAAAUAUGCAGAUUGUAUGUAAUAAACUUUUGUAAGCAAAUGUAAUUUCUGUCAAAUGUACUUUACUUUUUUAAUAUGUUUAAAUUUGGUGAUCCCCAGUUGUGUACCAUUAGUUGUUUAAAUAGUGGUGUCUAGUAGAGUACAUUGGUUUUGUUUGGAAUUUUUUUUUUAAUGAGUGAAGUUUGAAAAGGACUUUGAAGCUAGUGCUUUUGUUGCUUCCCCUAAGGCUGGCUGCUCACAGUGACAAGGCAGUAGGAGAGAAGAAAAAGUUCAGUUAUAUGCCCACUGGAAAGUACAGGAAAUAUUUUCUGGAAAAUGUAUGAAUACAUAUGGAAUUAGCAAAAUUUGUCAAUCUGAUGUUUUGAAAGCACCCCCAGAGAAAGAGAACAGAGCAGAGAAGAAGCCAUUAAUUUUAUUGCAAGGUAAACUGGAAAUGACUGAACACAAACUUAAAAGGAAAUAAAUGCUAUUGUUUUUCAUCAAAUAUUGUAUAAUUUAACUGCAGAGGAAGUAAAUGUUUAUUUUGAAUAGAAAAAUAAAUAGUCUAAAUUCAUUAACAGUGCAUAUAGCAGUUAAACCACCACUGGGCAUUUAAUCAUAACAUACAGUAGUUGCUAAAUGGGCAAAUAAAAGGAAUGCAAGGAGACAAAUCUGCUUUUUUCCUGUCAGUCUUAGACUAAUUUUUUUAGUCCAUUUUUGUAUGGUACUGUACUUUAUAUAUUUGGUAAUUAAGCUAAAGCUGAAGUAUAUAAGAAUGCAUAUCAUGGAGAGAGAGUAAUAUUUCAUGGACUGUAGUCAUGCAAACAUGCAGAGUUCAAUUAGAAUGUGCUUCGAGGAAUGUUGUGUCCCAAAUGACACUUGGAUAAAUAAGAAUUAUCAAGCAAGGUUUCCAGGUGGCAAGGCUACUGGACCUUCUUCUAGAGCUCACCAGAUAGAGAUUGGUUUUAUAGGGACUGUGUGCUAACAGCUUUAAUCCCAGCCAUUAUUCUGCUGUAUCAGUCUUUUCUCCAUUCUGUAAUCAGUUAGGAGGAGUUCCCGUUCUAGAUCUAAAGGCCUUUCCUCAUGCUAGCACCUAAGCCAAAAUGACCCCUAGUGUAUAUGGAGUGUGUGUGCAUUUGUACAGUGUGGUGUGUGUGAUGUUCUCAGCAAGGGGACUUUUUACUACCGUGUUUGUAGGGACUGUGCCCAGUAUGACCUUUACCUUGUUUGCAGUAAUCAAGUGUGUUGUGCUCAAAUCAUUUUAUUGGGAAAGUCCUGGUAGCAUAACUCGGAUAGCUGAUUCUCUAACUCUUUUCAAAGAGAUCUAAUUAAGGCACUGGGUUCUCUAACAAAAAUUCUAUCACUUUGCUUGCUUGUCAGCACAUUCCAAAUGUGCCAUUUCUUACACCUUUAAAAUAACGGCCAGGGAAGCACCAUAGCAGAGCAGAUACUCAAAAGUUGUACAAAACUGGAUGAAAGAUAGAUUUUCAUUUUUUAUCUUUCUGAACAUUUUACAAAAGUAUUUUUUCAAAGGCCAUUAGAAUCAUUUUCUUUAUACCCACUGAGAAUUUUAAAGAUGCUAUUCAGAUCACCCCAGAACCAGGUUUUAAAGACUCUUAGUCACCAUAUUGCUAGGAGAGCAACGAUAAGACAAGUAUCUGAGAACCAAAAGUUUUGAGAUAAAAGACAAGAAAAGGACUUCCUUAAACAACUUCUUCUGAAAUAACAGUUUGUGGUCAAAGAAGCGGGGAUGGAAUAGAUUGCAUGCAGUGAACAUUGGCUUCUCUGCCAUUGCUGAUAGAGCAAGUUGUAACAAAGCAAAUACGUGCUAUGGUUUGCAAAACAGAAGCAUUUUCAUUAUGCAAGAGAGCUUGCAUGACCAGGCUUAUGUUUCUAAAGAAAAAUCAGCAUCAAUAAUAAACCAGAACCAGUGCAGUUCAAUCAGGGGUAUUCAUAAUCAAAGAAGUUACUGUCACCAUUGGUGGCAUUCUAGUCAAACAAAUUUCUGAAUACACUAAAUGGAUAUGGUUGAUGACAAGUAUCAAAGUCUAGUGUGGAUAAAUAGAUAUAAGUACAUCUACUUAUAUCUGGAUCAGUAGCAUCAAAAUAGCGGUGGAAAUAUGGAACACACCUUCAGGUCAUGUAAUUGUACUGCAGGGACACAAGGGGAUAUGUUUUAUAGUCAACAGGAACAGAAUAUGUAUUUUGCAUCUUAAAUAUAUUAAUAAACAUGUUUUAAAUGUUUAAGUAUCUAUGUAUUACAUAUUUGUUACUUUGCAGAAGGCAAUGUUUCCUUAUCAUGAUACAUUAAUUUUUAGCUGCGAAAAGAGUUUUCUUUUUUUUCUUGAAUGAGCUUGUAACAGGGCAGUCACUAAAAAGACUGUAUUUUUGUAUAACACUGCAAGAGCUGUUUUGAAAAUAAAAUGAAAAAAUGAAUCAAAGAAAUUUUGUUUGCAGCCCAAAACAACGUUACUGUCACGGCCCAUCUCAAAAUUUUAGCUAUAUUGUAUACAAUCUGUAUAUAAACUAUAUAUAAUGGUAUAUACUAUGUGAAAGACACAGUAAAAAUAAUAGGUCCUGUGUACUGUUCUUGUAACAUUAGACCUUUUUAAUAAAUAAUUCUCUUUUUAUUGA